AUGAUGGUAGUGUGCACCUAUGCCUCGGGAGUGAAGCUGGGAACUGCCAGUAGGAACCUCUCUUCCCAGAGCCGCUCCGGAGCCUGCGGCAGCAGCAACAGCGCCCGCGGGGGCGGACUCCGUGCCAAGUGCUCUCAGACUUCCCCGUUGACAGAACAAGACUUGAUUUGUGACGGGGAUGUGCAGGGAAAGGGCUUCUCCCUCACACAAAAGACCCUGGAAGAGACAGCCCUGGACCCCCUCCCACAGUACGGGUUUGUACAUGUCAACCUCAGGGACCAAGUCAGCCAAGCUAAUUUCUCCUCUGUCACCGAGUUCUUGCUGCUGGGGUUCUCCAACCUUGGGGAAAUCCAGCUCAUCCUCUUUGCUAUAUUUCUGUGCCUGUAUCUGAUCAUUCUCAGCGGGAACAUCACUAUCAUCACUGUCAUACGCCUGGAUCGCAGCCUCCACGUACCUAUGUACUUCUUCCUGGGGAUUCUUUCCAUCUCUGAGAUUUGCUACACUCUUGUCAUCCUGCCCAAGAUGCUCAUAAAUCUGUUGUCUCUGCUCAGAACAAUCUCCUUUGUCAACUGUGCUGUUCAGAUGUUUUUCUUCCUUGGUUUUGCUGUCACUAAUUGCAUGCUGCUUGGGGUCAUGGGGUAUGACCGCUAUGCAGCCAUCUGUCAUCCACUCCGGUACCCUAUCCUCAUGAGCUGGCAGGUGUGUGGACAACUGGCAGCCACUUGCGCUGUGAUCGGCUUUUUGUUCUCACUGACAGGCUCCCUCUUAGUCUUUGAGCUCCCUUUCUGUGGCCCCAAUAAGAUCAACCACUAUUUCUGUGACAUCUUGCCGGUUAUCCAACUUGCGUGUACAGAAACCUACAUCAAUGAGCUGGUCAUCUUCAUUGGUGGAGUUGUAGCACUCAUGACGCCCCUGACUUUCAUCUGCAUCUCUUAUGGAUUCAUUGUCCACACCAUCUUGAAGAUCCCAUCGGCCGACGGCAAGCGGAAAGCCUUCUCCACCUGUGCCUCCCACCUCACUGUGGUCAUUGUCCACUAUGGCUGUGCCUCCUCCAUCUACCUGCGGCCCUCAGCCAAGUUCUCAUCCAGCAAAGACAGGCUUGUGACAGUGACUUACACAGUUGUGACUCCACUGUUGAACCCCAUGGUGUAUAGCCUCAGGAACAAGGCCAUCCAGAUGGCCAUUUGGAAAGUGAUUAACAGAAGAGGAUUUUAUCCUAAAGCUCUGUGA
Messenger RNA from Hyaena hyaena (striped hyena), 1230 nucleotides. Its product is annotated as olfactory receptor 10R2-like. Gene Ontology annotation, molecular function: G protein-coupled receptor activity; olfactory receptor activity. The transcript is spliced from 4 exons. The coding region runs from base 1 to 1230 and encodes 409 amino acids. The record is from RefSeq and is a predicted model, not a curated record. Gene Ontology annotation, biological process: G protein-coupled receptor signaling pathway. Gene Ontology annotation, cellular component: membrane. NCBI's taxonomy places the organism in Eukaryota, Metazoa, Chordata, Mammalia, Carnivora, Hyaenidae.